AUGGCUCUUGCAGUCGCCGUUUACUCACUGUCGAGCCGCGCAGCUCAAAAUCUCACGUCGAUUACGACAGAAUGUCUUCCAUCGUGCGCAAAUCAGUAUAGAAGUCUAGCUGGCAUAGUUCUGAGCUGUCUCAUCACCGUCUUCUUGUGUAUCUGGGUGGCCCUCCAUCUCAACGUUCCAGAGCCUGUGGACACCAGAGACAUGAGAUACUUGGUUCGGUUCAAGAUCUGGAUAGGAUCCUCCUUUCGAUGCAUCGUGGUUCCGAUUUGUGUGACAUUGGUAUUCCCGGAAUGGGUUCUGGGAAUAGCUGUUCUCCAAUUCUCCAAGGCCACUCGACUGGCCCAAAAGAUUCGUGAACUGCAGAAUGGGGAGGCUAAGGUCACUCGUCAACACGGAUUCUUCAUCCUAAUGGGUGGCUUUCACCUCUUUAGACAAAUCCACCCCCCAUCUUUGAAUAAUUCUAGAGAGGAAGCCGGAGAGGGUGCUCACCUAUUGGCCAAGAAAUCGGCUGCAGAAGCGGGAGACAGUCGACAUGACCAAACAUCCAGUGGCAAGACUUCUCUGGUAGAGGAGUUCGGAGAACCUUUGCAUCCUCUCGACGAAUUCGAUGUAUUUCGCCUUCUCAAGGAUCGCAAACUUCGCCUCCCUACCUCUGCCGAACUGCAGGACAAGUGCAAGAGCGAUGGACUUGCAAAGUUUCUGGUUGUAGUCCAAACACUCUGGUUCAUCGCUCAGUGUAUCGCACGGAAAGUCAGCAAACUGCCACUCACCGAGCUCGAAGUCAUUACACUCGGCUAUACUCUACUCACCGUGUCAAUGUACAUUGCAUGGUGGGACAAGCCAUACCGGGUGACAUUCCCCGUACGCGUGUAUGAAACACUCCCAGAACGUACAAACGAGCAAAAGGGGUUGAAGAGGAGGAUGGAAGAAGGCAACUUUGUGGUGAUAGCCCUUGCACACGCCACGGGCUCUCAAGGAGAGCUCGUCGACCUACGGAGUGUGAAACGAGUCCCCAUGUUUUACUCUGGGUACAAUGAAACACAGUGGAAUGUCAGCAAUUUCGCCAGCAUUCUGACCACAAUCAUUGUUGGGACGUUGUUUGGUGCUGUCCAUUUUCUAGCGUGGUCGUCGCCAUUUCCAUCCACUCAUAUGCAGUUUCUCUGGCGAUUCGCAGCGAUUAUCAUGACUGCAGUCCCACCUGCAGCGGCCGUAGGCUUUAUUUUGGUUGGACUUAUGGCCAUGGUAUCCGAAAAACUGGGUGCCUUGAUACUGCUCCCCUUACUGCUACUACCACCCUUGUACUUUGUUGGAAGAGGUAUAACAAUCGUGCUUGCAUUGGUGACGCUUGCGACGCUCCCACUCGACGCGUAUAGAGAUGUGGAAUGGUCAGACAUUUUCCCCCAUAUCUAG
Molecule: messenger RNA, 1410 nt
Organism: Serendipita indica DSM 11827
Lineage: Eukaryota; Fungi; Basidiomycota; Agaricomycetes; Sebacinales; Serendipitaceae
Source: the annotation of a GenBank genome assembly